Messenger RNA from Hemibagrus wyckioides, 1912 nucleotides. RefSeq names its product BUB1 mitotic checkpoint serine/threonine kinase Bb (gene bub1bb). Gene Ontology annotation, molecular function: protein kinase activity. Bases 233 to 1510 code for a protein of 425 amino acids. The transcript is spliced from 10 exons. NCBI's taxonomy places the organism in Eukaryota, Metazoa, Chordata, Actinopteri, Siluriformes, Bagridae. The record is from RefSeq and is a predicted model, not a curated record. Gene Ontology annotation, biological process: mitotic spindle assembly checkpoint signaling; meiotic sister chromatid cohesion, centromeric.
UAUUUAUUUAUAAGUGCACGCCGGAAGGUUGGGUUGGGUCACAUGAACAGAGUUUACCCAAUCAGAGCGCUGACAGUCUCCUCGCGGUUUUGGUUCAAAUCUGCAGAGAGACGGAUCUGACCAGCCUACAACGUAAGCCCUCUGAUUAGCCAGCUAACACCGAGGAGCUUAGGAGCUGGGAACAGACACGCUUCUCUAAGUGUGAUCACAGUCUGUCGGCUGUCAGCUAACAAUGGCGGAGGGAGAGGUGGAGUGGGAGUUAUGCAAAGAGAACAUCCAGCCUCUGAAACGUGGCCGAGACAUCUCCACCCUGCACCAAGCACUCAGCCAGCAGCAAGAGGGCACCACUAGUGCCAUCAACCAACAAAAGCAAGCAUACGAGUUAGAGCUUCGGAUGUAUGAUGGAGAUGACCCUCUGGAUGUCUGGGAUAGGUACAUAAAGUGGAUAGAACAGACAUACCCACAGGGUGGUAAGGACAGCGGUUUGAAUAUUCUUCUAGAAAGAGCAGUCAUGAAGUUUACAGAAGAAAAAAAGUAUCACAACGAUUCCCGUUAUGUUGACCUUUGGAUCAAAUUUACAGAAAGCUGUUCUGAUCCACUGGAUGUCUACCGGUACAUGCAAGCUCAGGGAAUAGGGACAAUGCAGGCGUCGUUUUACAUUGCAUGGUCUGAGGAGUAUGAGAAAAGGGGAAACUCACGGAUGGCGGACAGCGUAUUCCAGGAAGGUUUAAAGUGUGGGGCUGAACCUCUAGACAGACUACAGCAAUUUCACAAGGCUUUACAGGCACGUGUGUGUAGGCAAAUGAUGACAUCAGCACUUAAUCAGGAACUCGAUGAUGAGCUUCAUGAUCCUCAGAGGGCUUCACUCGCAGAGCUGAAAGCCAAAGGAAAGAAGAAAGCUGUUGCUCCUAUCAAUAGGGUGGCUGGAACUGUAGGCUAUGCCAGGGGGCUGCAGUUUAAACAACCACUCAGGCCAGGUCAGAACAGUCGACUCGUGAUAUUUGAUGAGAAUAAGGAGCACCCUGAGCCGCAGGAACUCAAAGAAAGUUGGCCAGCCCCUCCAACUGCUAGGGCCAAGGAGAAUGAACAGAAACCUGAUAAAUGGAGUAAUGCUAAGUUGCCUCAGAAGUCCCGCUUUGGCCACAGUGUCAUCGCUCCGCCACCCAAGCCAAAUUUCCAACCCUUUGUUGAGGAGAGUGAUCAGCCUCCUGUUGUAACCCCAUGUAAGAUAAACCCAGCAGUGAACACUGUUCUAUCAGCCAGGAAGCCGCGUCGUGAGGAGCAAACACCACUGAAGAGGCUACAAGAGUUGCAGCAGCACAUGCAGCUCCAGCAGGAAGAUGAGGACAAAAGUGGAGAGAAGAGCAUGUACUGCAAGGAGCUGCUGUUCAGUGGGGUCACCGAGCUUUCCUUCGAAGAGCUGCGUGCUGAGCGAUUCCGCCAGAAAUGCAGCCAGAAACCGGAAACUGCUUGCAGCGAAGAAGAGCCUCAUACUAGUCAAAAUGACUGACCAGGGCAUAUAGUUUAGAUUUAGACAGUCAGUGUUGUUUUUUUAUGUUUGUCCUGUUGUUUGUAGCUAAAGAAAUAGAAUCUGAGGAGUUGUGGUGUUGUUGAUCGCUGGUAAUGUUUCAGUACCUGGGACCUUCUCAUUCAAAUAUACUGAUGCUUGACCGAUGACCAGAUUUCUAUUUCUAUAGUUAUACUUAUCCAUGUGUUUUUGUACAUAUAGUUUUUUUAUAUAUAAAACCACUCUCACUGUCUUGUUGUUUUAGCAAUUAAGUGGCUGUCUAGUAUAAACCUUUUAUAUUAAAAAGCUCUUGCAGUUUUUGAGCAUGUUGACACUGCUACUGUAUGACCUACACCUUGAAGAGAACAGCAUUUUAAUAAACACAAGCAGUUUGUAAGCAGUGCU